Molecule: messenger RNA, 9758 nt
Organism: Porites evermanni
Lineage: Eukaryota; Metazoa; Cnidaria; Anthozoa; Scleractinia; Poritidae
Source: the annotation of a GenBank genome assembly
AUGGCGGAAAACACUGAGGGAGAAAUUCUUGAGAAUUUGAAGAAGGGCAUGGUGGACAACACUGAGGGAGAAGUUCUUGAGAAUUUGAAGAAGGUCAACGAAAGUUUGUGUAGAGUAGUACACAUGCUGCAGGGUCCUUAUAGCGGAGAAACUUCUGAUGCUACCAAAUCAAUUCCAUCAACAUCGUUGCCUCGCUCGUCUGGUUCAAACACAAGUAGCAUCUUUGCAGAGCACCAAAGAUUGUUUGGCAACGCGGCUGUACGCACAAACCCCAGAGUAAAUCAGAUCGCUGCAGCACUGCGGUUCAGGCCACUGUCGUCAGGAACAGCACUCUCGACAGCAACUACAGGAAAGAAACGAGCGAAGAAAACCGCGGGUGGAUUUGGUUUCCGAACAAAGCGAAACCAAUGGACUCACAAGUUUUGUUGUUUGGCUGAAAAAGAUGCUUGCAGGAUACCAUCUGUGGAAGAUAAGCUUAAGCUAAGAGCUGCAGGACUGGGAGAGAGGGAAAUCACGUUGGACAGAGGCUGGUCUGCGAGUCUCUUGCAUGAGAAGUUAUCAGAAACAUAUCCUAAGCUUCGUGAUGGAGGAGGAUAUGAAUUUUUGAGAACUGAUGGAAGGUCAACCACAAGGCUGGUACUAAUACCCGGUUCAAAGACAGAGGGUUAUAGUGUUCAGUACUUGAAGGACAAUUUGAAUCAAGCAACAGCGUAUAUCCGUCCACUGCAGAACGACCUGUCAUUAGGGACCUUAAGUGUCACUGUCACUAAGGACCAGGCAGGGUCCGCGGAUCGAGGUCGGCCGAUUACUUCCAAAUUUUCAGCAUUUUUUCUCUAUCAGAUAAGAUUACGAUCGGUGGUAUUUUUAGUAAAAUAAAAUUAAUUUCUUAGAAUUUUGACCACCCCCCUAGUUUUUGGUGCUAUUUUGCCCACGUGAGACGGAAAAUUUGGGUAAACUUCCACGACGCAUUUUACUUACUUGGCAUUAGCCUUAUUCAUUUAUACGAACUGUACAUACUUUCCAGCCUAUAACCAGCUCAUGUCUCCAAUAUAAACGAAUUUUGUUAAAAAUAACUUACUUUGGAGCGGUUCCAAAUAUCAUCACUUCGUGGCUAUCGCAAGUAAGAAGAAUUUUGGCAAUUUUCCAAUCUGGUUUUCUCUAAAGUGCGGCAGUUUAUAUCCAGAUCAAAACUAUUUUUUAUUAGUCUGUCAUAAAGUCUUUACAAAUACGCAAACUCUUAUUUGGCAAGUUAAAAUCUCGUCGCGUGAGCUUUCUCACAACUUUAACCUAAUUUCCUACUUUGCAUAGUUGUAGUUUUUCCGGGAAAAAUUUCACGCUUGAUUUGCGACUUGUUGCAGGCGUUUAUUGGCUUCUUUACUAUCACUAAGAGAAAAACAUUACUUUUUCAGGUAAGUGGCCAUAGUUCAUCGGCCUAUUUUGUCAUUUGGUAGGUCAAAAUCCCCUCCCGUAAGCUUUCUUCAAAUUUAACUAAUUUGCAUGUUGUCGAAUUUCCCCGGGAAAACUUCACCUGUCUGUUGAUAUUAUAUACAAGCGAUGAUAACCCUGCACGUAAUUAAUUAUUAAUUUUUAUGAGGUUCUUGUUUUUGAAACUAAUUGUUGUUUCGAUCUUGCAGACGUUGACAGUCCACAAAUUUGGGGCGAACAUAACAAUUCUGUCAUUUCACUAAACAUGGACAUGCAAAUUAAUAUGCCAGACAGGCUCAAGAUUGUGUUUUGUAAAGUAGUGAAUAGUUUUGGAGACUAACAGAGUUAAUGUUUUCUCCACGUGUGAUGGAAGGCAAACAGGCUGCCGAAAUGACAGUCAAUUCGUGGCAGAGGAAAUGCAAUUCGAACAGAUGCGCAAAUUAGUGAGUCGAAACUUAAUGCAUUAUAACGUAACAGAUUUGACACAACGUUACUAAAGUUGAUCAAUCCGUGUGCAUUGCUGCUGAAAUCUUCCGGCACUGCUCUUUUGUCUAGGAAGAAAACCGAAUUGGUUUCAUCCAUGAUAGCAUUCAAGCAUAGCGACGGACAGCUGGUGUUUAGCAGUAUGUAAAAAUCCUUGCAGUUUUUUGUUUUACUGUGUUUACCAUAGCAUUCAUUCAGUUUGCAGUCUUAUAUUGCUCACGAUUUUUUAAUUUACAAGUAUUUAUAAACCCUGUUAUCGAAGGGUCUCCCUGUACCUAUCUAAAAGGCCCCAAUGGAGAAGAUUGGGGUAGAAGCAUAGAGAUCCUCCCUACUAAAACCAUGUAACGUUAUUUUUGAAAACACGUGCAACUCUCAGAGAAUUUUUGAAUGGCCUCAAAGAAAGUUUUUUUUCUUGACAGUGGUCCGCUUGUCGUCAGGUGUAGCUGAUUGCAGAUUUCUUUCAGAGCUGCCAGUUUGAGUGAGUCAAGCUUCUUGUUUUUUACAAGUUCGCAGAUAUUGCUAAUGCCCACGAUGAUUGGAUGGCUUGGUUUGCCCAUAUCAUCCAUCACCAAACUUCUAAGGGUGUCAAACGCUAUUUCCGACUCGGCAGCCUCGAUGUCUUCCUCCGAGAUUUCCUCCGCAUCAAUACCCCUAUGACGCAGCGCCGCUGUCUGACGUGAAAACAGGCUACUGAUCUGCUGCGCAGUCCUCCACUCUUCAGGCUUAAACGUGGGCUCUCCGUCCUCAUUUCUGAGGGUCUUCAUCUCCCUCGCUACCCGUACAGGAUCGGCCUUGUUUCCAGUUCUUGUACCCUCUUCGAAUUUCUUCAUCAAGAAGAAAUCAUAUCGUACUGGCCUGACACCGGUUCUCACCCCUACUUCUCUAAGACUUAACAAGAGAGGCCCAUUGUGGUAACAUCCAGCGUUAUCCGAUCGGAGGUAGGCUGUUGUCACCCCUGGAUACUCCAGUUUGACUUUUUGCAGCAAGUCCUCUAUUAUUGAAAGAACUGCAAAGCUAUUUUGGGUGCAGUUGUUGAAAAUGUGUACAAAACACUCGACUUCAUGCUUGCUCUCCACUGUUGCUCUAGUGAUUACUGCACUGAUAUGCCAGCUUCUUCCUCUCUUGCCAAAAAAAUCACUCAUGUGUUCUCUGUAUUGCACAGGCAGAAACUUCAUUGCCCAGUCCAUUACGACAAGACACGAGUUGUCGUCUAGCUUCUCGAGAAUAUCCUGCUUGGCUUCGUCCUGGUUACUUGACCGUAGCAAGUGAUUCUUCCACGCUUGUAUGUUGCGCACACUCUCAGUGUACUCAAACCUCCACCUAACCCUCUCCUCUUCCGUCAUGUCCGCUUUGUCUUGCAUCUCUGCCACCUGUUUCAGUACUCCUUCUAGACUCUCACAGCGCUCACAUUCGUAGCAAUGUUCAUGAUCACAUUCGCCCCUGAACUCCCAUGCACUACUGUCACUUAGUGCGUGGACCGUGCAGUGAUCACUGCAAUGUUCUCCUCGUCCGAUGUGUGUCUUGAAAUCAUUCUUUAAGUACCUUUUUGCAUCCUUUAGAAAUUUCUGAGUGGCAGUAACGUUGAUGCCCUGAUCUGCUAAGGCCUCCAACAUAGAAAAGAGUUGAUCAAAAGCCUCUGUACCCUCUGCAGUGGUGUUGUCAAGUCCCUGAAGGGAUUUCUGCAUAGAGGCCGAACACACUUCAAUCAUUCGGUAGAGAGAACGCUGGCUCGCCGGCUCGAACUCUUGUUCUUUACAAUAGUCUAAAUAUUGUCUGAUGAUGCGUGAAGGAAUGACGGUCCUAAUGACUGCUGGUAUGACAAUUUUCUCCCCCGAGUCAAGCUUGAGAGUCUUUGUCCCGAACGCCACGUCUUGGACAAAUUCUGGUCUGGAGAUAUAUUCAAUGAAAUGAUCCACCUUUUCAUGCUCAAUUCUUGUACGGAAACUAGGAAUUUCAGGGAGAGGCUGGCCUUUCCCUGCUUCUGUUGCAUGUUGGCGAGCUUGGUCGAUGCGCCAUUUGGAAAGCCCAGGGAUCAUCUCUUGAAGCUCAGCUCUUGAAAAGUCGUCUGCAAAGAGGGAAAGGAUCUGUCGCUUUGUUUGCCAAUGACCUGCUUGCUCAUAGGCAUUGACUAAAAUGUCGACAAGACCAGAGUUGGGAUCAAAACGCUUGCGCUUUCCUUGGUUGUCUCUGUUUGGAUCCAAAAGUACCUCCGUUUGUAACGCCUUCAAAACCAGUUCCUCUUGACCGGGAGUGAUGACAGACAAUGAAGUCACUAUAGUCUCCUUAGCUUUGCGGAUGUAAUAUCGCUGCUGGGUGUCGGAGACGUCGUCCCAGGUCGUGUUCAGGCUGGACAUUACGGGGCUGUAGCGGCCACCUGAGAUGCUGUGGACAGCUUCGUUUAAUUUCUGCCGUUUGCUGUUUUGUUCCUCCAUCUCGUCAACCCAUAAACUAAUCUCUUCGUCUGGUAUCGAGGCUUGGGACGAAUGGGACUGCAAAGAGACUGUUUCUAACCCCUCACCAGUGCUUGAGACCGCUGCACACACCGUGGCUGGCAAUGUGCUCUCCUCACAAACAGUAAUGACAGAGACAGUGGCAGAAUCAGACUCCUCGAUCUCGUCUCCAAUCACCAAGGUGUCUGAGUAAGGAUCCUGAAGCGUAAUAAAAUAGAUUAGCAAAUUAUGGACAAGAUCGUCAACAAUUCCACAAAGAUCUCCAAUACAUGUAACUGUGGAAACUCUAUAUGUGUUUCCUAGCCGCUGCCAAAGGGUGCCCUCGCAUCUUUGUUGUUGCUGGUCUCUUCAAGCACUGGUCAAGACCAAUUUGUCAUUCAGAAAACAUUCAGAUGUAGUCGAGUAAUUGUUCUCGACGCGCGAUCUGAAAACUCUAGACAUGGCUAUCAUUAUAACUAGGUCCCAAGCCUCUUGGAAAUCGACCACACCUUAACGAUUCCAAAUGGCUACCCAUUGAAGAAAAGACAGGAAAACCAACAAAGGUACGUGUUAUUCAUGUUGUCAGUUGUUAUAGAUAUCAGUGCACCUGUUGGCGGUAUCAAAACAUCCUCUGAUUAUAUGGUCAGUUACACUAUGCUUAGUUACACUAAGCUGUGAAUGGCCAAUGUGUACUAGCUUACCUGCUCUCCAGACAUGAAACCGUGAGCCUUACGGGAUUUGUAGUGUGCUCCACGGCAGCUGGAACACACAGCUGUCAUAAAAAAUGAUAAUGAUAAAUAGAUUAACAAUACUGACAACAAUAACCAACACGAUCACCAUCAACGUGAUUGACCCUUUAUACCGUCACCAUCGUCUUUAUGGUUAUCGUUAUCAUACCCAUCAUCAAUAUACAGUCAAGGGACAUAUAUAUUCGUCACUUUCAAUAUGGCGGCGUUUACGCGCGCUGUUUUAACUUCGUUUACGGUAAAUUUAAGUUUAAAAUCACCUUAGUAUUUGGUAAGAUGACCCGUCAUUUUGAUAACAUUGUCUAGGCGAUCAGGAAUGGGCUGGUAAAGCUUUCAUAUUCAAUCUAAUUGGAUCUUCCGCUACACACUCUCAGUUUCACGAAGAAGGUCAUUCUUGGUAGCGAUAUUUUCAGUGGACUUUUGUAACUCUCUCUUGAUGUAAAGCCAAAUGUUUUCUAUUAUAUUUAAAUCUGGAGACUGUGCUGGCCAUUCCAUUAAGGGUACUUUGCUUUAUCUUUAUAAUUAUUUACAUUGUGUGCUCCGCUGUGGACUGGCGUAUUGCCAUCCAUGAACAUGUAGUCUUUGUCUUCUAAGUACUAAACAACUACUGGCCAUACAUUAUUUUCUAGGAUGUCAAUGUACUUGGCAGAGUUGCUGUUGCCUUCAACUGAAGUCACACUUCCAACACCAUCAUAUCAAAAACAUCCCCAGAUCAUCAAAUUUAUCUUUUGUUCCACCUGUGAUAGUCGUUCUUAGAAUGCUCAACAGUCUUGACAGUUCAGCUUUGUUUUUCACGGAUUCUGACAAAGUAACAAUUAAUUCUUUUGUCUCUGCAGACAGUUAAGCACUUUGUCGACUCACGAGUGCUGAAUAUUGUUUAUCAAAAGCAAAACAAAAUAACUGUGAUCUUUUUUUGCGACCACCCGUUGCAGUUACUGUUAAAUAACUGACUGAACGAUGUGUCAAAACACAAACAGCUUUUGUUCGUUUCCUUUUGGGAAGUUUGAAAUUUUUUUCUUGCUCUUAGUCGGAUGUUUGUUUGUUUUUAUUUUUACAUAAUUUUCCCGCCUUUAUUGACCGAUGUCGCGCUCCGCAUCUAGUUUUCCCCCGCGUAGUGUGCACAACGCGGGUAAGAAUUUCGCGCGUUAUUUUUGAAUUACAAAAACAAUUACAAUCACCUAUGAUCAACAUUUCCUUAAGAACAGGCUUCUUUCCCAGGCCAAGUCCCAACUUAGAUGUAAGGAAAUGAUGCUCUAUUUCAUUUUGUCCCAAAUCUUUCAGGGUGAUAUUCCGAUGGAGGAAUGCAAAAGAUGUGGUUUCUACUUUUCAAUGAAUGACUUAAAGGAACAUAUUUUCAGCUGCAAUCAAGGGUAAGUGAUUUCUCUGGUGAUGUUUGUUUAAAUCUAAAUCUAAAUCUAAAUCUAAAUCGAAUACAGUGCAAAACCUCCCACAUGGGAUAUAUGUGCACAGUUUGAUCCCAUUUACAAAAACAAUGUGGAAUUUAUAACUAAUCAUCUGAAAAGCUUUUACUUUCUUGGUAAGAAAUAUCUGAUUCUUAAUGACAUAUUGUGUACUGUCUGGUUUAUUUGCUGAAUCUUAAAAAUUCCAGAAGUUGCAAAUUUGAUCUUAUUUGCCAUUCCAACCUAGCACAAUGAUAUGUUAACUCAUGAUCAAAUGCCUUUACUGUGUGAUAAAUACACUGUAUGACAAAUCAUAUGUAGAUAAGCCACCUUCAAUUCACAAAAAAUAAGGUCAGGAUUUAAUAGCAUACAGCAGCUACAUGUAUAACCAAAGGUUAAAAAAAACAGUUCUGAUUACUUUAUUUUUGUCUGAAAAUGUUUCACCAUCCUAGUUACAACAAAAGGCAGGAGAUUGGAAAGGAUGUUGGUGGACCUAGCAAACGCAACCAUGAAUUAUCUACUUCAUCCUCUACUAACACUGCAGCAAACUGUAAGUACACUUUUCAUGUUCAGUCCUUUAAUUUGCUGUGGAAACAAGCAUCACCUAUUCUUGUACUACUAGUAUUUAUUAUGAUUCUUACAAGUUGCAUUUAGUUGGUUAUUUUUGUUACUUUUGUGUUUUAAUUAUUCCAGCCUUGGCUGCUCUGCAAGAUAUUUUUCCUGAAUGGGAUAUGACUACACUUGAGGGCAUUUUGCGGAGGUGUGGUGGGGUUGUAUCUGAUGCAGUUGACAUGGUAUUUGCUGAGUUCCCGCCCAUGAAUGUAUGCAGUAAUGUUUCUUCAACAGCUACAUGUGAGCCAGUUAACUAUAACUUGUGGUACUGUAAUAACCUGUAAAAAUCAAUUUAGAUACCAUACUAUUCUUGGGAAUAAGAAGUUACCUUUUAAAUAGCGGUGAACGGUUUUGUUAUCCAGUGUGACCCUUGUUUUACAAGAACUUGCAACAAUUGGCUGUGGUUUUUCUUAGAAUUGAAUGGCAAAAAAUUGGUUUCCUUCAAGUGUAACUGAUGGUUUGCAGUUUCUUUAUGAAAUCCUUGUCAGUUAAAUGAAAUGUAUUUUUCUGUUUCAUUCCAAGGCUUUACAACUCAAAAAGGUGAACAAGAUUUGAAAAGGGGAAUUACAACCUCGAGUUAAAUAAAUUAUUGUUGAUAGUUGUUGUGUCUCACACACCUUUCUCUCAGUUUUCACAUUCUUUUCCAAAUAGAUGGAUGGACAUUUUCGCCCGGUUAUAUAACUUUACCAAGGAAAGUUCUUAUGAAAUAUUUGGUCUGCCAAAAUGCCAUUUAAAUGUUAAUAUCAAUGAUUUUUAUAAUAGAUUAGGAAAAAUAGCACAUACACAUAUUGGGAUGUGAAUGUAAAUGUACAAACUAAAACAUAAAAGUUUCUCUGCUGGCUUUUUUUUUACUGGAUUUAUAAAUAUGUUUGAAUAUUAUAGUGAAAGUUUUUUUUUACUUCACUCUUGCAGAUGCAAAGGAAAAAAGCAUCACCACUAAUAACUUUGAGGGAGGAGGUAGAAUUGAUGACAGUAAGGUGAUGAAGAAUGUAAGUGCAUGCGACUUGCUGAGGCAGCUUAAGGAGAAGGUUCUUAAAGAUGGUAUUCAGCGGAUCACUGUUGCAAGAAACACUUUGUGGGAGGACACUGUUGCACUGUUUAAAAGCACAAGGUUUGAUCCCACUAAGUCUCCUAGGGUGAAGUUUGAGGAUGAAGAAGGAAUUGAUGCUGGUGGUCUACGGAGGGAGUACUUUACUCUUUUGAUGAAGGCAGUAACCAAUCAUCCAGCUUUACUAGAAGGCCAAGAAAACAAGAGAGCCAUUACAUACAACACAAGCGCCCUUCAAAGCAAUCUUUAUUUCAUUGCUGGUCGCAUGAUUGGUUGUGCGAUUAUGCAUUGUGACAUAGGUGUGCCUGUUUUCUCCAAGAGUAUGUAUUACUUCAUAUCACAUGAAACUGUAGACAUGACAGAAAUGCCUCACUGUGCAGAGGACAUCCCAGAUUGCUCUGUUGUGGAACUGAUACGCAAGGUAAGGCCACCCACCCUGAUGACGAUGUAGGUAUAUUUGUAGAUUUUGUGCACGAUAGAAGUUUUUAAGACAUCCAAGACAAGAUUGAUUCACCUAAAUUGUUCUAUAAACCACCAACUCUUGAUACAUGUGCAGCUGGUUCUUUUAAUAUGUAAAGUUUUUUGAACGGACAUCACAUGAUAUUGCAAGUUAUAUGAUCAACUGAUAUAUAUGUUUCAACUUUUUUUUUUCUUAAAAGGUUGAAAAUGCGGGAUGUCCACAGGACUUAGAAAACCUUCAGGAUGAUUUGUCCGAGCUAUUGCAAGCUGCAGGGUGGGAUAAGGUGCUUACCUAUGAGAACCGUGUGGCUGCUAUGCAGCUAGUAGCUGCCCAUGAAGCCUUCUACAAAAGAAAGCUUUCCAUUGACCAGUUCUGCAAUGGGUUGGAUGUUCUUGGCAUGUUAAAUCUUAUCAGAAGCCAUCCUGAAUCGAUGCAGCCAUAUUUUGUACACAACACAGACACCCUGUUGACGCCAGCACUUCUCUUUAACCAGUUCCACAACAUUGACAAGGUGGAGGAUGGAACAAGAGAAGUAAUGAGACAACACUUGAAGAGGUCCAUAUCUGAGUGCUUUGAUGGUAAGAGUUGUUACAGUAGUUAGUUUUAUGUUUUAAAUAGACUGUCUGCUAUCCCCUAUUUUCCAGCCUGGGUAGAGUCCAAAGUUUUUGUGGGGAGAGAGAGUGAGACAUUGUAUUAAGUCUUUUGGAAUCCCUGAAAGAUAUUAUCAAGGCCCUUCAGAAAAAAACAUGAAAACUAAUAGUGAAGUACAAUGUUUAACCCACAUCAAGCAUUCAGUGUUGAUUUCAAUGUAUUUAACACACAUUAGCACUUCAUGCGUAAGUGGUUGUCCAAUUUGAAGGUAAUUAAAAUAAGAUUCCUCUGACUGUAAGUUCGAUGAGUACUAUGACCUUGCACAAUAAUUAUGGCAUUCCUGGGAAUAUUAUUCAUCCAGGUAAUUCCAAGUUGGAGAGCACUUAGUCCUACUACACAUACUAAUGACUGUUUUUCUUUUCCAAUCCAGAGUUCGGGUCUUCAAAACUAGUUGAAUUUCUCAUGUUUGCAACAGGACUUGGCGCUCUACCUCCUUUGGGGCUGGAUGAGAAGAUCACUAUUUACUACAGAGAAGAUACCUGUCCUCAUUUCUUUGCAGAAACA